This is a messenger RNA of Solanum dulcamara, 1549 nucleotides long. RefSeq lists its product as uncharacterized. The transcript has 2 exons. The coding region runs from base 152 to 826 and encodes 224 amino acids. The record is from RefSeq and is a predicted model, not a curated record. Lineage: Eukaryota; Viridiplantae; Streptophyta; Magnoliopsida; Solanales; Solanaceae.
AAUCAUCUCUUAUACUAACUGCAAUUUCGCCUAAAGCUAUCUAAUUUAUCUCUUUGAAGCUUUCUUAAUUCAUCUUAUUGUUAGUGUUUUUGUUUUGCUGUUCUAUUAGUACUUCAUUUCAGUUUUCAAUUUUUCAAGAAAGUUUCCAUCAAUGGCAGAAUCAAAGGAUUGCCAUGUCAUUGUCGAAAUCCCGGUCGACGAAGAGCAUCAGCAAAAACUUUCUUCAGCCAUUACUACCAUAACUGCAAUUCAAAACCACCCAUUAAUGGAAAUCUCAAAAAGUCCAGGUCAUCUUUUGCUUCUCAAGCUUUGGCAAAGAGAAGAGGAUCUCUCUGGCCGCAGAAUUGCGGCCAAAGAGACACGAAUGGACAGUAUUAGGAGAGAAAUAUUUCAGAUCUGUUGUUUUUUCUUUAUCUUUCAUGCUCUGUUUUUUACGAUUCUGUUCACCUCUGUUUCGGAGAACCACCGUGAUGAUGAUGUUGUUUGUCAAAAAUGGUGGAUUCCGUCGAUUCUGUCAGUUUGUACUUCGUUUUGUAUUGUGUUUUUGGUGCAGGUGAAACUUUACAGGUUUUGGAAGGUGUCGAAGCAGUUGCAGAGGGAGAGGGGGAAUGGUAGAGCACUGACGAGGUGCAUUUCGGAAUUGAGGAUGAAAGGGGCGAGUUUUGAUCUGUCGAAAGAGCCACAGAUUGGGAAGAAGAUGAAGAGCUCUAGUGUGGAGAUCAAAUGGAAGCCAUUAACUUGGUUGUCUCAGUAUGCAGUAACUAUUUGUCUUCUUUGUUUUACAGGAUUGGUCUUCCCUGCUUCAAGGCUCGUCCUUUGCGCUUGAUCUUCUUCGUCUUCAGUCCCUGUUCAUACACAAACCAGCAAUUUGGAAUCUGGGAAGUUUGCACUUUGAUCCAAACAGCAUACAGACAUCAAAGUCGCGUGGAAUUUGUAUGCGAAAAAGAUGGGGAUAUAUAGCUGCAUACUCUCCACUCCCCAAGCAAGUUUUUAGCACAUACAAGCUUUGAGAAGUCUCAAAAUUGAUGUUAAGCAAGACAAGGCAAGAAGGAAUUGGCCCACAUUAUCGGAGAUGGAGAAGGGAAAUAGUGGCCCCAAGGACAUCAUGGUAGUACAAGGAAGGUGCAAGCCAGUGGAGAUAAAAAGGGCAGCUCAGUCUCAAUGCACGAAGUAUUCCGCAUUCACAGUCCAAGGCUCCCUUUUUACUUGUAUUUGAUCCUGCUGCAAUGACAUCAGUAUUGGAGGUUUGCUCACCAUCUUCUUGGGGCCUCUCGACUCUGCUGAAUUUAUAAUCCUAGUCCUUGGAAUAUCAGGCUCACUGCACAAGCUUAAGAGCAGAGAUCUAGAGUUUCCAGAGUCGACACUUUUCAAGUUUGCAGAUUUGGGAAAUACAGCUAUGAAGUAAUGCUGAAAACACUACCCGAGUUGUAACGUAUCUUUCAUAAUGUGUACGGACUUUUUCAAAAAUGCAGUACAGUACUAUUUGAGUCUGGAUUACCAUGUGCGGAAUGUUACAGAAUAAAUGUAAACAAGUUGUUCAUCUGAAAAA